Molecule: messenger RNA, 1131 nt
Organism: Letharia lupina
Lineage: Eukaryota; Fungi; Ascomycota; Lecanoromycetes; Lecanorales; Parmeliaceae
Exons: 3
Coding region: 1-1131 (376 amino acids)
Source: RefSeq, a predicted model, not a curated record
AUGGUAGUUGAUAUCCCAGGGCUGGAAGACGGCACCGUUGCCGAGCUUUUAAAAGCUGAAGAUGAAGAUGCAGAUCCGGACCCCGAUCCCGACGACGAGGACGAGCUUUUACCCAGGGACAAUGCUGCUACCGAGGAUGUGACAUUGCUAGACAAAGAGCUGAUCAUCGAGGGCGCACUGACACCAGACGGCGGGCUUAUCGAUGAAGAGUUCGAAAUCAAGGCACUCGUCGAGGAGUUUGCGGAACUGGCGGGCAACGUUGGGAUCGAGCUUCCAUUACCGACAAGGGAAGGAGCGUUGGCAGACGAACCAAUCGACUGGGACGAAGAAUUGGAGCCUGAGAAACCAGUACUCUGGGUAGUUACCACGCUUGUUGAGGAAAAGUUGGAGCCUGUGGGGCCAGUACUCCGGGUGGUUAUCACGCUUGUUGAGGAAGUAUUGGAGCCUGUGAGGCCAGUACUCUGGGUGGGAACCGCGCUUGUCGAGGAAGAACUGGAGCCUGUGGGGCCAGUACUCUGGCUAGUUACCACGCUUGUUGAGGAAGAACUGGAGCCUGUGGGGCCAGUACUCUGGCUAGUUACCACGCUUGUUGAGAAAGAACUGGACCCUGUGGGGCCAGUACUCUGGCUAGUUACCACGCUUGUUGAGAAAGAACUGAAGCCUGUGGGGCCAGUACUCUGGCUGGUUACCAAGCUUGUUGAGGAAGACUCGGAGCCCGAGGGGCUGGUGUUCUGGCCAGUCACCACACUCGUUGAGGAAGACAGGCCACUGCUAGGGAGAAUGGACGAAGAAGGGGCAAACGAGGCGAGUCGAUCGUUCGGGUUGGCGUCGAAAUACCCUGGGCACGUGUUCACUGGAUACUGUCAACUGUGCUGCUCGUUAUCUGAGUGGAAAAUGUACCGACCUGAUGCUUGCGUUAAGGAUAUAGCCGUACAAUUGGCUGGAAUCGGCGCCAGAAAAUAUGCCUGGAUGGCGCCCGUAGGGUCACUGCACAAAGAAGCAGUGCCGUUGACGAAAAGACUGUUCUGCCAUGAGAGUGUGCCUGCGGUCAAUUGCCAAGUUGUAGAGAUAUUGCCAACGUUGCCAGAGGGAGCAAAAAGUGCUGAUAUUACACCCGGAGAGCUGGAGUAA